UAAGUACAUGUCAGCACUACUACGCGCUAUAUGCGCUAUGCGAGUUAUAUUGCAAUUUUAGACCGUGUAUACAUGUCAAUGGCUGCUAUACUAUUUCAACAGCCAUGAUAUCGUAGGCCUAGACAGAUCGGGACAGAUCUACUGUACUUUUUAUCAUUUUGGUCAGUCAGACUUUGCGUUUAUGCAAUAUAGAUUGACAAAAAUGGCGGCAACAAGAGGGAAACCUGGUGUAGCUACUGCUGUCAAUGCUGGGUACGUGUCACAAGCUGAAGGGAAAAGAACAUCUUCUUACUGGAAGACAAACACAAACAAGGUUCCCGGAAGCAUCAAACCUGUACAUCCAACAAAUAUUGCAACAGAUGUCAUACAGCACCAACCAAAAGGGAGGAAUUCUCCAAACAAAUCAAAGAAUAAGAAAGACUCUUUUGCUGAUUUUGAUGACAGUACUUCAGAUGCAUGGGAAGUGAAUGAUGAUGAACUAAUAUUAAUGACUUCAAGAAAACUUAGUGUAGAAGUACAUGGUACUACCGUCCCAGGAUUAGUUCAUGUCAGAGGUCAUAGGUCAGAUAGAAAUAUAGCGGACAGUGAAGAUGACAAGACUCCAUCAGGACAGGACAGAAGUAAUCUUCCAAGUGUGCCUUCAUUGCAGAACACAGAUGUAUCAGAAAGAACUGAGUCAGAUGUUAGGAUACCCAACCCAGCAGAGGUUGACCAAUCUUCAGCUGAUAGGCCGUCAUCUAGAGUUGAGCAGUCAUCCUUGGUAGCACCACGCCCAUCCUCACCUAUUAGAAUAUCUACCAUCCCUUUCUCAAAUAAGCAAGAUGAAAAGGCAGACAAAUUCUGGGCUGUUCUCUCUGCACCAAAUAUGGAAAUGGAGACGUUAAGAAAGCAUAGCUGGGCUGGAAUACCUAAUACAGUUCGUCCAGUUGCAUGGAAGAUUCUGUCAGGCUAUCUUCCAGCUAAUUUGGAGCGAAGACAAGCAACAUUAGACAGGAAACGAGAAGAAUAUUUUGGCUUUGUAGAUCAGUACUAUGACACAAGGAAUGAUGCCCAACACAAGAACAUGUUCCACCAGAUUCACAUUGACAUUCCAAGGACCAAUCCACUUAUUCCUUUAUUCCAAGAACCAGUGGUGCAAGAGAUCUUUGAAAGGAUAUUAUACAUCUGGGCCCUGAAGCAUCCAGCCAGUGGUUAUGUCCAGGGCAUUAAUGAUCUUGUCACUCCAUUCUUCGUGGUAUUCCUCUCACAGCACAUAGGUGGAGAGGAUAUUGAGAAAGUGGAAAAGUACAAAGGUAUCAACAAGCUGUCCAAGAAGAUUCUUCGAGAGAUUGAAGCUGAUAGUUUCUGGUGUAUGAGUAAGCUAUUAGAUGGCAUACAAGAUAAUUACACCUUUGCUCAACCUGGUAUACAGCUUAAGGUGGUGCAACUCAAGGAACUUAUACAGAGGAUUAAUGCUCCACUACACAAGUAUCUGAUGGAAAACCAGCUCGACUAUCUUCAAUUUGCCUUCCGUUGGAUGAAUAAUCUACUGAUGAGGGAGUUCCCUCUCUCAUGUACUGUACGACUUUGGGAUACAUACAUGAGUGAACCAGAGGGCUUUGCAGUGUUCCAUCUCUAUGUGUGCGCAGCCCUACUAGAAAUGUUCUCUACUAAGAUAAUGAAUGAAAGAGAUUUCCAGGGCACAAUGCUUUUCCUUCAGAACCUGCCGACCCAAAACUGGGGCAACAAAGACAUAAGCCUUCUGGUAGCAGAAGCUUACAAGCUGAAGUACAUGUUUGCUGAUGCACCUAGACAUCUCAAUCAACAAACCAAACGAUGAGACCUUGCCACAUUGAAUACUAGAUUUAUAUUUCACUGUUAUGUUAAUUAUUUCUACUUUUAUUCUUCUGAUGAUUAUCAUCAAUAUUGUUAUAUGCCACUAAGUUGUUAUAUAGUUCUAAUUUGGUAAAAUUACAUGCACAAGUUGACAGAGUAUGGUGCUGCUUGUACAGGUCCCAUAUCUCAUCCAGUUAACAUAUCUUUUGUACUGUAGAACCAGAUGUUCCAAAAUAACUUUCAGAUUCACAAAUAAUUGAAUUUAGAUAUCAGAUUUUGCAAUCCAAAAAAGAUGAAAAUGGCUGUGGUUUCCAAACGUCAAAAUUGCCCCUACUUUCAUCAGCGUAAGGUCUGCAUACCACCUGGUCAGAGUAAGAUUGUCUAGCUUAGCAUAUGAUUUUUUAUUUAAGAUUUUGCAUUCACUGGUUUCAUUCCUGCAUGAGACUUCUGACAGUAGCAUACAUGAAGAGCACAAGCUACACACAUGAAGGAUACAUGCAAAAUAGUUGAAGUACACAUGCAUUGUUACUAUUGAUAAGCCUGACAAUACUGUCCCUUGCUGGAAAUCUAAGCCAAUCACUUCAAAAAGUGACAGACAGUGCAAGAAACAGUCAAUCAUGUUUCAAACUAAACUUUGUGUAUCCCGAACUUUAAUUUGAUUUAUAAAUUGAUCCUGGGGGUUAAUUAUUUGUAGUAAAUUGAAAGGAAUAAUUAACAUUCUCCUGGAAAAAGGAUUGCUUAAAUGGUGCAAAGAGCUAUCUUGCGAUUCUGUAAUGAAUUGGAAAGUUCCAUUUUCAGUUAGUGUGUUAGGAUAGAUUUACUUUUUUGUUCUUUUCAGUAAAGCAAGUAAGAACAUUUUGAUCAAGUUAUUUUGCACAAAGACCUAUUGACCAUAAUUAACUACCAAUGUAAUGUAUAAAGAAUGUUUCAUCAAAAGAUGCUCAUUUUGGUUUUUAUUCAAACAUUUUAUGAUUGCUUUGAUAUCAUAUGCCCUCCCCCCACCUGCCCCUUCAAAUAGUAGUGAAGAUGAAGCGCUUCACAAAUUGUAUGGUAAAUUGAUAAAUGACCUCUCAUAUCGUACCAGUUUUGUUACCACAUGCCAGUAUGAUUUUGUCUGUACAUGCAAACUGAUUGACUACAUAUUACGAUUAACCAUAGCUGUAUAAUGUCCGAAAAACAGUGUCCCACAUCAAUGAUAAAGUACUGGUAGCCUUUCUGUUAUAUUAGUGAUGGCAAAACACUUUUUUUUUCAUCAGAAGAUUGUAGCAUACUGUGAAUAUUGAUGAAAUGGUUGGGAACAAAGCGUACACCUUAGGUUUUGGUGUAUAUGUAGUCUGUCAUUUUAAAGGUAAAAAUAUAACUUUUGUCGCAAAAACUUGGAUGAGCAAAACAGAAUACAAUACAAUACAAUACAAUAAAGUCAUUUCUAUAGCGCUCUUACGAACUAACUGUUGUUUCACAGCGCUUUACAUAAAAAGUUAUCAAAGAAUCUAUUGACAUGAUUAUUUUUGGUCAACUGCUUAUUGAUAAGCAGCGGUUCAUUGCUUACAUAAAACAUUAGUCAUGGAAACUGAUAUAAUUUAUUAUAUAUAAUGUCCCAAUGUCAUCAAGUAACCUACAUAUUUCUUUUUUACAAAUAUCCUGUGCUAUAUUGCUUUCAUGGAAUGAAUGUUUUUUACCCACACACACGUCACAGAAUGACUACUCUAUCAUUGUGUUUUUAACACAAUUUUGAAAAAGUUACAGUGGAAUAUUCUAAUUUUUGUUACAGGAAACCUCGCCCCAAGAAAUAAUUCAAGCUAUUCUGAGAGAUUUAUUGUAAUUUUGCUCAUUAAUCUACAAGAUUCCCCUUUAAAGUGUAUGAAGCAAGAUAUUCUUAACGUAAUGUACAGUUUCUUAGCACGACAUGGGUAUUGCCAUUUUUUCUUGAUAAUGUGAUGCACUAUGUGAAGUUGUUUAUCUAUUAUGGACGUCUCCUUCCCACUUAUGUGGUGAUGAUAUAUAUGUAAUGCACCAGCUAUUAUUUUUGUAUUUCAAUCGUCAGAACACAAAUUGCAUGGAAAAAUUGUUGCUUUUCUGAUGAAAUAUAUUUGUCAACUGCUAUAUUUUAGUAUUUUAAAUAAGUGAGUUGAAGUUGUUUCCAUGUUAUUUAUUUUUCACUAAAUUCAUUUUUUAUCAUCUCAGCUAUGAUUUUCCCUCAUUGAAGAUUAAAGGAUUUGUUGUUGAAUUAAAAACAUUUGGUCAAAAUGUAAAAGUUUGCCAAGUAUGUCACAUCAAGAAAAUGGCUGCACCCAUGUCAUGCUAAAACGCAUGACAUCAUUCCAAGAAUUUCUUCACUUAUGUAUCUCUUGUACAUUUUUGUAACGAAUAUGUACUUCAAUAAGCAGGAAUGAAUCUCAUACAUCAAUACCGGUACAUCUACACUCAUUCUUUAGGUUAAGGUUUCCUUUAAGGGUGUGUUUACUUUUGUUGUAUACUGACAUAUUAUAUAUUAUGGGUCUGUUAGAUAAUGUUCACUGUUAUUCUACAAUGCGUAAACACUUUAUGUAAAGUGUCGUUUCUUUUUCAAGAUUAUGUGUACAUCAUAAAUUGAAAACUUUUUUUAUUAGUUGUAAGUCAGUUCCCCAAUUAAUUGUUAAUUAUCAUAAAUGAUAUUUGUAUAUUCAUCUAGAAUCAAAUCAAAUCAAUCAAAUGGUAGAGCUCAUGAAAUAAUGAGAACAAAAGUAUUAUGAGACAGAAACAAUACUUUACAGAGGAUAUUCAUAAAUCAUUGCCCAAUGGGAUUAUAAGGCUAUACAGUGAUGCACUGAAACACAGUUCCUGUGUUUGACAAUCUAGAUAUCCUUAGAUGUACUGUAUAUGACUAUAAUAUAUAAUACAUUGCCAUUUUAUCACUUCUUGAAACCUUUAUAUCUGUCUUGCUCUGUAGGCCUGUCUCACAAGUAGGCCAUAUCCAAACUUUUCUUGUUGAUUGAAUAAAGAAUGUCAUUCAUUGCUUGUACUAAAUUA
This is a messenger RNA of Strongylocentrotus purpuratus (purple sea urchin), 4824 nucleotides long. RefSeq names its product TBC1 domain family member 22B. Gene Ontology annotation, biological process: activation of GTPase activity. The record is from RefSeq and is a predicted model, not a curated record. The transcript has 11 exons. Gene Ontology annotation, molecular function: GTPase activator activity. NCBI's taxonomy places the organism in Eukaryota, Metazoa, Echinodermata, Echinoidea, Camarodonta, Strongylocentrotidae. The coding region runs from base 182 to 1819 and encodes 545 amino acids.